Messenger RNA from Closterium sp. Naga37s-1, 1983 nucleotides. NCBI's taxonomy places the organism in Eukaryota, Viridiplantae, Streptophyta, Zygnematophyceae, Desmidiales, Closteriaceae. The record is from the annotation of a GenBank genome assembly.
AUGGAAGACUCUGGCUCUUUCGAUACAGGCGGCUUCGGUAGCGACGAUUUUGGCGGAGGGAAUUCGGAUUUCGGCGGUGGUGGCGGCGAACCCUCCGCGUUUGGCGGAGGCGACAUCUUUAGUGGAGGUUUUUUCUCGGGUGGCGCAUCUAUGAAUCAACCCCAGAUUUUUGAAGACGACGCGGGCCGCACCGACACGGGCUCGUUCGACCCUCCCCCGACCGCCACUGGCGGCGGCGGCGGCGACGGAGGAGGAGGAGCAGCUUCUUGGAUUGCACCGGUGGCCGCGGGCUUGGGCGGCGCGCAACCCGGAGCCGUCACGCCCUGGGGGCACGGCGGGGGCGCGAGGCGGUGGCCGGAGCACCCGGUGGUGGCGCACUCGGGGCGGUUUCCGCAGGAGAGGUACAGGCGGCCGCGGCCGCCCACGUGGCUGGUUGUCAUGAAAUGGCUGCCGUGGGUUGCGGUUGCUGUGGCGUUGUGGCUGUACGUGUUCGCAUACGCGUCCACGAGUGUGGAUCUGCAUCCCCACGAGCACCGCAUGCUGCCGCGCUUUUCGCCCUUCGUCGCCGGCAUUCAGGUGUCCCCGCUGGCGCUGAUGCCAUCGCCCCCGCCCGUGCUGGUGACGUUCACGCGCUACCCGCCCAUAGUGAACGAGGAGUGGGCCACGGGUCGCCCCAACGUGCGAGUGGAGCCCUACUCCUACCGGAGCUGGCUGUUCAACUUCAACAAGUGGUCGAAGAUCACGCUCUCCUUCUCAGGCAUCCGCUCCUAUGUCCCUCUCGACCUCCUAGCCAUUGAAGGGUCGAGUCAGAUGGAUAAGUUCAAGACGGAUCCGAGGAAGUUCACUGGAGCACUCAGGAAAUAUGUCCUCUCAGGCGACGACGCAGUGACGUUUCAAGUGCCCAGGGACAACGAUUACUACUUUGUGAUCGUCAACUACAAUGCUUAUCCUGCCACCGUGGCCUUGGCGCAUUUCGAGGUCACCAGUGUGCUCUAUGACAUCAGCAAGGGAAAGAAAGCCUGCAAAAUCAGGAACAAGCACCCUGCUCCCUUGGAAUCUUCAAAUGGGACGGAUGGCUUGGACAGGAAAACCUUAACGAACGCUACAAGUGGUCCCAUGCGCAUGCCCAUGCCCAUGCCUAAGAAUGACUCAUUGGCUGUUGUCACAGACACCACUGAUGGGGGUGCUCUCACUGAUAGCGAUGAUGAUGACGAUGAUGACUAUGGCUUUUGCAGUGCGAAGCUGCCGCUGUGGCAAACCCGAUACGUUGUUCUUGCUGCUCCCAAGACGAACAAGCCAGACAGCACGUGGCAUGUGCAAGUGGCCUACCAGCCACGAUGGCUUGCGUACCAAACGCUCAUUGGCAUCCCCUUUGUACUGUCUCUCAUCGCCUUUGCCAUCUUCCGCUGUCAGCAAUACCUGCACCACCGCUCUGACUCCAUGCGCCAGCCCUCCUCCCUCGCCUCCAUCUCCACCGACCCCUCCCCUCUCCCCUCCUCCUCACCCUCAGAGCAGCACCCUCUUCUCACCUCUUCCGAUUCCCCCCCGCUGUACACGCCUCCCGACCAAGCCACAGCAGCAGCAUGCAGCGAUGUGUGCACAGCUUCCCAUUCACAGGCGCCGAUUCCUGAUGCAUGGGCUGUUACAACCACCACUGACGCCCUACCUGGUUCCAGCACCCCCUCUGCCCCUCCCCUGGAGACAUCUCCUGGAAAGGCACAGGUGGGGAAGGGAAGCGCAGGGCAGGGGAGUGAGGCAGCAGGAGGGUCGGGGUCAGGCGUGGGGAAAGCUGGGGAGGGCGAGGACAAGGACAGUAACUGCUGCUGCGUGUGCAUGGAGAACCCGCGGAACGCGGUUAUUCUGGACUGCGGGCAUCGCGCCACGUGCAACUCGUGCGGGCAGGAGCUGAUGCGCAUGGCAAACAAGCGGUGCCCCAUUUGCCGCAGGGAAGUGCGGGAUGUCACGAGGAUUUACGACGCGUGA